UGCGCCUGCGACGUUCCAGCGGUUGAUGGAGUUGGUGAUGCGGGGCUUGCAGUGGGAACAGUGCCUAAUUUACCUGGAUGAUGUGAUGGUGUUCAGUAGAUCUCUGUCCGAGCACUGGUACAGGCUGCGAGAGGUAUUCCAGCGACUGUGAGCAGCCCAUCUCAAGCUCAAACCGUGUAAGUGUUACAUUGCACAGCGCGAGGUGGGGUACCUCGGACACCGAGUCAGCGAGGCAAGGGUGCGCACCGAUCCGGAGAAGGUACUCACUGUAGUGGAUUGGCCAGGGCCAAGGAACCUGACGGAGAUAAGGUCAUUCUUGGGGCUCGCCACCUAUUAUCGUCGAUUUGUAAAGGGAUUCAGCGAGAUUGCACGCCCCCUCACCCAACUCACAUCCCCUAAGAAACCCUAUCAGUGGAUGGAGGCCUGCCAGAUGGCCUUCACCAUCCUCAAAGAACACCUCACCCACACUCCCACCCUGGCUUUCCCCGAUUUCACCACUGAUUUUAUUUUGGACACCGAUGCUUGCAGCAGUGGGCUGGGCGCAGUGCUGUCACAGGUGCAGGGUGGGACGGAGCGGGUCAUCGCAUACACCAGUCGGACCCUGAGCGAGGCCGAGCUGAACUAUUGUGUGACCCGUCAAGAACUGUACGCCGUGAUCAUCGCAUGUAAACAGUUCCGGCCGUACUUGUACAGCAGAAAAUGUCGGAUGCGCACUGACCAUUAUGCCCUGUAGUUCCUCCUUACAUUCAAGGAACCGUGGAGGCAGAUGGCCCAAUGGCUGGCGCAGCUGCAGGAAUAUAACCUGCAGAUUCAAUACAGGGCUGGGCGGACGCACGCAAACGUGGACGCCUUGUCAAGGCGACCCGUGGUGUGCGCCGAGACGAGGGCGAAGGAAGCCUGCCCGUGCUUCACGGGGGAACGUUGCCGACAAGCGGCGGCCCCCCAGGAGCGCGCUGAAACUAACCCCCCUCCCACGAGAGAGGGUGCGGUAUGCGCCGCAGAGACCCCUGCGGAAGGAGUCGUGGGCCCAACGGACCACCCCACCCUGAACGGGCUGAUCCAAGGGGACGUCAGCUGCCCCUUCCCGGGCCUGGAUGACGAGCAGCUGAGACAGACCCAGCAGCGGGACCCGGACCUGGCGGCGGUGGCUGCGGCCCUAAGAGAGAAGAAGAGCGCCCUACCGGGACCCUGGAGUGAUCUGCUGUUCGGUGUCCCCCCGCCACAACGGGAGGAGGGGAGCCGCCCCAUAGAGCACCUGAUGGAGACUCUGCGAGGGGCCGCGCACGGGCCUACCCGCAAGGAGAGGCCGCACACCAGCGGCAAGAGCAGGGCGCCCAACCCCGUAUGGAGCCCCCCUUCUACUCGGCGGGCUCUAAGCCCACAGGUGCCGAGGGCCAAGGAGAACCGUCGGAGUGGAGGAGGAGACCGCCGCCAGAACCCCGGGAGACGAAGCCACCACCUCCGAGGCCGGCCACGAGGGCCGGGCGAGUCCCGUGGACCCCGUGGUACUACCUCCUGGGGGCAACCCAGGCGAGGUGCUCCAGGGACGGGGGCUGGCACCUCGGGGGGCUAUGUGGUGCGACAGCAGCAAAGCCGCUCCAUCGGUGCCGUGCCUGCCACUGUGAUGCCGCAGCAGCGAAGCCAUCCUGCCGACUCCGUGGCCGCGAUGCCGCCACCUCCGAGCGACGGGGCCGACGCUGCUCUUCCCUCACCACCCCCCACAUGAACACACACACACCCCCACAUAGAGCCCCGAGGGGAGGUCACCUGGCCGACAGGU
Molecule: messenger RNA, 1780 nt
Organism: Petromyzon marinus (sea lamprey)
Lineage: Eukaryota; Metazoa; Chordata; Hyperoartia; Petromyzontiformes; Petromyzontidae
Source: RefSeq, a predicted model, not a curated record